UCUGCUCUCCACAUUGUGGUUGUGGUCUGCAGGUCUUGGCCGGGUGAGUCCGUCUCUGAUGUCCGUGGCCAAAGACGAUGGUUCAAGUUCCCAGGAUGAUGCCACAGAUGAAAUCAUGGAUAGACUUGUCAAAUCUGUUACCCACAAUCCCUCAGUCCGAGUGCCAAGCCCCAGGACCCGGAAACGGUCCCGCCUCAACCGGAAGUCAUUGAGGAGGACUCUUAAGUCUGGUCUCAGUGUGGAUGUGGUUCAGGCUCUGGGACUCAACAGCGAGACUGAAGACAGAGUCUGAUCACAACCAUCGAGCAGACAUGAGGAGACAUAAGGAGACGGACAAGUGACAGCAUUUAUUCUGUCCAGUGUUCAUGUGUGUCACAGAUGAAUCAAUCACUCACUCACUCUCACUCACUCACAGAUUCACACUCAUUCACUCACUCACAGAUUCACACUCAUUCACUCACUGACUCACUCAUUUACUCACACUCACUCACUCACUCACUCACACACAUUCACUCACACAUUA
Molecule: messenger RNA, 523 nt
Organism: Solea senegalensis (Senegalese sole)
Lineage: Eukaryota; Metazoa; Chordata; Actinopteri; Pleuronectiformes; Soleidae
Product: FH1/FH2 domain-containing protein 3-like
Exons: 2
Coding region: 59-292 (77 amino acids)
Biological process (GO): actin filament network formation; cortical actin cytoskeleton organization
Cellular component (GO): cytoplasm; cytoskeleton
Molecular function (GO): actin filament binding
Source: RefSeq, a predicted model, not a curated record